Molecule: messenger RNA, 3301 nt
Organism: Erinaceus europaeus (western European hedgehog)
Lineage: Eukaryota; Metazoa; Chordata; Mammalia; Eulipotyphla; Erinaceidae
Gene: NR2F2
Product: nuclear receptor subfamily 2 group F member 2
Exons: 3
Coding region: 823-2067 (414 amino acids)
Biological process (GO): cell differentiation; negative regulation of transcription by RNA polymerase II; anatomical structure development
Molecular function (GO): nuclear receptor activity; zinc ion binding; retinoic acid binding
Source: RefSeq, a predicted model, not a curated record
ACCACCCCUGCGCGGGCCGCCGGCCUCCGCCCCGGCCUGCCCGGCGCCUGCGAGCUGCGAGUCGUCCCGAUUUCCAUGGCUUUCCUGAAUGGCUGACUGUGGGCUGCCCUGGACUUGGCCCCCGGACAGUCGCCUCUCCUCCUCCUCUUCCUCCUCCUCCUUCUCCUUCUCCUCCUCCUCCUCUUCCUCCUCCUUCCCCCCCUCCUUCUCCUUCUCCUCCUCCUCCUCUUCCUCCUCCUCCUUCAACUCCUCGGCUGCACACCAGCUCAGAGCGAGCGAGUGAACCAGAGAGAGGGAGAGGAAGAGAGUGAAAUCUUUGGAGAGAUUUUUUUUUUUUUGCCUCCUACUUCUAUCUUGAAGCCAGACAAUCGACUUGCAGCUCUCUUCUUUCUCUCUCUCUCUCUCUCUUUCCACACUCUCGCUGCGCCCUCUCUCUGUCUCCCCCCCUCACCCCAUCCACCCCUUGACCCCUUUCCCUUCCUCUCCGGGCGGAAAGCCCCCUCCCCUCCCCACCUCCUCAUUGCCCCUCACCCCCAGAAACCAAGCAAAGCUGAGCCGAGGGGAGCAAACAAAACAAACACACCCGGCCCGACCAGCCAAGCGCCAAAACUUUGCAAAAGCAGCACCAACACAGGACAAACUCACCCACCGCCACCCACCAGCCCCCCGAGCCAGCCCGGCCGCCCUCCCGCGCACCCUCCUCCUCCUCCUCCUUCUCCUCCUCGCACACACAAAAGGCGGCGCGCCGGAGCCCGGGAGCCGGGAGCCGCCGCCGCCCGCAGCCCCGGGGAGCAGCGAGUCGGGACGCGGCCCCCCAUAGAUAUGGCAAUGGUAGUCAGCACGUGGCGCGACCCCCAGGACGAAGUGCCCGGCUCGCAGGGCAGCCAGGCCUCGCAGGCACCACCCGUGCCCGGCCCGCCGCCCGGAGCCCCGCACACACCGCAGACGCCCGGCCAGGGGGGCCCGGCCAGCACCCCGGCCCAGACGGCGGCCGGCGGCCAGGGCGGCCCGGGAGGCCCCGCAGGAGACAAGCAGCAGCAGCAGCAGCACAUCGAGUGCGUGGUGUGCGGGGACAAGUCGAGCGGGAAGCACUAUGGCCAGUUCACGUGCGAGGGCUGCAAGAGCUUCUUCAAGCGCAGCGUACGGAGGAAUCUGAGCUACACGUGCCGUGCCAACCGGAACUGUCCCAUCGACCAGCACCACCGCAACCAGUGCCAGUACUGCCGCCUCAAAAAGUGCCUCAAAGUGGGCAUGAGACGGGAAGCCGUGCAGAGAGGCAGGAUGCCGCCCACCCAGCCGACCCACGGGCAGUUCGCGCUGACCAACGGAGACCCCCUGAACUGCCACUCGUACCUGUCGGGAUAUAUCUCGCUGCUGCUGCGAGCCGAGCCCUACCCCACGUCGCGCUUCGGCAGCCAGUGCAUGCAGCCUAACAACAUCAUGGGCAUUGAAAACAUUUGCGAACUGGCCGCCCGGAUGCUCUUCAGCGCCGUCGAGUGGGCCCGCAACAUCCCCUUCUUCCCGGACCUGCAGAUCACCGACCAGGUGGCCCUGCUCCGCCUCACCUGGAGCGAGCUGUUCGUGCUCAACGCGGCCCAGUGCUCCAUGCCCCUUCACGUCGCCCCGCUCCUGGCCGCCGCCGGCCUGCACGCCUCGCCCAUGUCCGCAGACCGGGUGGUGGCCUUCAUGGACCACAUACGGAUCUUCCAAGAGCAGGUGGAGAAGCUCAAGGCGCUGCACGUUGACUCGGCGGAGUACAGCUGCCUCAAGGCCAUAGUCCUGUUCACCUCAGAUGCCUGUGGUCUCUCUGAUGUAGCCCAUGUGGAAAGCUUGCAGGAGAAGUCACAGUGUGCUUUGGAAGAAUACGUCAGGAGUCAGUACCCCAACCAACCAACGCGAUUCGGAAAGCUAUUGCUUCGCCUCCCUUCUCUCCGUACGGUCUCUUCCUCAGUCAUAGAGCAAUUGUUUUUCGUCCGUUUGGUAGGUAAAACCCCCAUCGAAACCCUCAUCCGGGAUAUGUUACUGUCCGGCAGCAGUUUUAACUGGCCGUAUAUGGCAAUCCAAUAAAUCAAUCAAUAAAAAUAAGAAGGGGGAGCAAAACAGAGAGAAAGAAAAGGCAAAAGACUGGUCUGGUUUGCUUAAAUUCCUUCUGUUAAGAAAGGAUAUUAAAAAAAAAGGAUGUUACAAGUUGGCUAAAAGAAGAGAGGGGAAGAGUUUAAUGAACUGUGAAUUUCAAAAAAAAAAAAAAAGACUGUCAAAUGAACUUUUACAGAAUGCAUUAAAAAAAACUCCUGUGUCGGUCAGAACAACUUGCUACUUAUCAUUUUUUUUGUAUAAAAAGAAAAUUAGUCUUUUUCUUUCUUUUUUUUUUGGUAAAUUUUUGAAAACUAUUGCUAAAAGUGCAUUUAAGGAGAUUGGAGACAAUUAGCAGAAUGGAGAAAGUAAGUCUCUCUUUUUUUUUUCCAAAUUAUUAAUUGUCCUGUGUCUAUGUACCUCUAGCUGUUCUUUUUUGUACAUUUCUGGUUCCAAACCAGUUUAUUCUGUGGUUCUAUACUAAGUUUUGAUAUAAUCUUGGCUUCUUAAAAACUGUGUAUCCUUAAACUAUAUGUUCUGCAAGAAUUAAAACUGAGUCCAUGAAAAUAUCAUAGGAAGACAUAAAACUUUAAAAAGGCAACUCAGACCUGAUGGAAACGCACUUACAAGUGGUGACCAAAAAAAAAAAAAUGUUUUUUAGGCGAAGUUGAGCACUCGAAUUUGAGAACUGAAGGAACCGCAUACAACACUUAACUCCCCCUACCUUACCUCCCCCCCCAAAGACACCAAGACAAACUUAGCUUUUUAAAAAUAUUUUAAGAAAGAGAAUGAACUGUGGGGUUUAUUGGCAGCCUAGGAAUGUGUCCAAGACACACACUGAGGUUUUGAAUAAAAAGUGAACUUUUGUAAUUUGAAUUGGGUCCCGCUUAGUUCUCGAAUUGUUAUGAAAAUCCUAUAUCUGUUUGUAUAUUUGCAAAACCCUUUGUAUUAUAAUUGUUGAUAUUUUCCCUUUUUAAAAAAUAUCAUUGAAAUCAGCAUGACAAAAUAACACUGUUGGCACUUAAUAGGUAACGUGAUUGAUUCAGUAUCUUAGAGUUUACAGUUUGUGUUUUAAAAAAAAAAAACUGAAGGUUUUUUUUUUUAAGUGCAACAUUUCUGUAUACUGUAAAAGUUAUAAUAACUGAACUGUUUGGUCGAGUCUUUGUGUGUUAUAUUCCAAGGAAAAUUGAAAGUAUUCAGAAAUUAAAAUAUUAUUUGAUAUCUGAAA